GCCAAGGUGUACACACCAUAGCUAAGCAUAUAUCACUGUUUAUAGUAGAUUUAGGGUAUUGCAAAGUACACCAUGGCUUUUGCUGCGGAGGUUACUUCCAAAAUGUCGAAAAUUAAACUAAAUAAUUCGAAGGAAACGUCAACGUAUGAGUUAUCAAUUUCUUGCAAAGAUCUGAAAGAUUCAUUUUUCUUCAGUUCUGAUCCGAUAGUCGUGAUGUAUGAACAAGCAUUAAGUUGUGAAAAGAGGUGGAGAGAGUUUGGACGAACAGAAGAAAUUAAAAACACUUCAAAUCCCGAUUUUACGAAAAAAUUCAUCAUUGAUCAUUUCUUCGACGAAAUCCAGCAAUUGAAAUUUGAAGUAUACAAAAAAGACACAGACCAUGCUUUUCUAGGUUGGGCAGAAUGCAAACUUGGAGAUAUCAUACGAGCGAAAAAUAGAAGAUUUGAAACCCCGCUCUAUAUAAAAAGCAAAGAAACGCCUUCAUCCCAACAGGUAGAGAAAGGAAAAAUUAUCAUAGCUGCAGAAGAGCUGAGCACCUCCAAGCAGUGGCUAAGCAUGAAAUGGGAAGGAAAAAAACUAGACAGAAAAGAUUUUUUUGGGUUAUCCGACCCUUUCAUGGUUUUUUCUCGAUGCAACAAUGAUGGAAGUUUUACCGUGUGCCACAAGACUGAGGUGAUAAAAAAUAACUUGAACCCUAAGUGGAAAGAAUUCGAAAUAUCUGUUGGCACAUUAUGUGGCAAAAAUCUCAACAGAAAUAUCCAAAUAGAAGUAUUUGACUGGAAUCGUAAUGGAAGCCACAAUCUUAUCGGAGUGUUCACAACAUGUUUGGAAGAACUCAAAGUCGGACAUAGGACAUACGAGGUGAUUAUACUGAGGUGA
Styela clava is the source of this 879-nucleotide messenger RNA. Its product is annotated as copine-5-like. Gene Ontology annotation, biological process: cellular response to calcium ion. Gene Ontology annotation, molecular function: calcium-dependent phospholipid binding. The record is from RefSeq and is a predicted model, not a curated record. Gene Ontology annotation, cellular component: plasma membrane. Lineage: Eukaryota; Metazoa; Chordata; Ascidiacea; Stolidobranchia; Styelidae.